Molecule: messenger RNA, 2771 nt
Organism: Cryptomeria japonica (Japanese cedar)
Lineage: Eukaryota; Viridiplantae; Streptophyta; Pinopsida; Cupressales; Cupressaceae
Product: THO complex subunit 4B
Exons: 6
Coding region: 1358-1996 (212 amino acids)
Biological process (GO): mRNA export from nucleus
Cellular component (GO): nucleus
Molecular function (GO): mRNA binding
Source: RefSeq, a predicted model, not a curated record
UUCCGGGGUGGCGGCGGUUUUCGUGGCGGCAGAGGAGGAGGAGCCGCGCGCAGAGGAGGAAGAGGAGGAGGGUUGCCGGUUCGUUCAACGCCGUAUACGAUUGCAAAGGCAAGCAAGAAAUGCCAAUUUCUUUAUUUCCGCUAAUUAGGUUUCAAAAAAAGAAAAACCCAAGCGCUUCAGUCCACGGCGUCGAUGCCCAAAAUAUAGUGAAAUGACUCUGGAAAUUUUACUAUUUUAUCUGUAGACUAAACCCUGAAAAAAAAAGAGAAAAGAAAAAAAGAAAAAAGAAAAAAAUUCUGUUGUUAAUUUUGACAAGACCAAGGUUUGCAAACCCUAAUUCAGAAAUCCUAAGUAGUCUUCAUUGGCCCAGUUGAAUGAAAAUUGAAGCAGUUUUUACCAUCUUUGGGGAUUACCUGACAGUGUAUUUGUUUGUGGGGAUUGCUAGUGUUAAAUUUUGACAAGAUCCAGAUUUCCAAACCCUAAUUCAGAAACCGUAAAUAGCUGUACUAAAGAGAUUCAUUAGGCCAUCCAGCUGAGCCGAAUGAAAAUUGAAGCAGUAUAACAUAUCUUUAUAUAUUUGGUGGAGCGAAUAUCAGUCUUGGGGAUUGCCAACUUUACAGUAUUUUCUGGAAAAUGCUAGUGUUGCAGGGAAAAAUGAUUCAAGGUGGAGUUUUCUGCAAAAUUUAGGACAACACGUAGAUUUCCCUCACAAGAAAACAGCUUGGAUGUUAAGUGUUGUGUUUUUUGAGGGAAAAUAUGUGGUUUCUGGCAUACCCCUGAUAUCAGGACAUAUACCAGCCAUAUUGCUUGUCAUCACAUUACAAGAAAAUGUUCAAAAUUUUAGCAUGAAUGAUUGAUGUCUUUUGAGGUUAAAAAAUAUGGUUUCUGGCAAUCCCAAAUCUCAGAACAUAUAUCAGCUGUAUUGUUUCUCUUCAUAUUACAAGAAAAUGUUGCAUUGUUAACAUGAAAGGUAGACUUUGGCAAUCCCCAAGUUUCAGGACAUCUGCCAGCUGUCCUGCAUCUCUUCACAUUACAAGAAACUGUUGCAUUAUUAGCAUGAAAGGUAACUAUGGUAUGUUGUUUUUCAAGGCCAACAGAAAAGUUACUCUUAGCCAAUAGCCGGUUCAAUUGUUGGGGGUUCUUGCAAAUUUUCUUGUAAAUGGAAGUAUCCAAGGAUUCUAAGAAGAAAUAAGCAAGAGAACCACUGCUCUAAGGCAUGCUGCAUAGCUGGCUGGAGGCCCUGGUUCAGUUCACCACCUUGCUGAUUCUUUCACUCCACAUGGAUCGGUCCUUGGAGCAUAAACUGACAAAUGCUGUUUCUUAACCAUUAAUCAUAAGCGCUUGAUCUGAACAGCUCAUGUGGUUGGUUUUUUCCUUUAGCAUCUCCGAGGAGGAGUCUUUCAGCCGAGCCAACGGUGCUAUUUGGCAGAAUGACUUGUUUGAGGAUAGCAUGGAAGCCUUAGGUAUGCCGUAUGGAAUUGAGACUGGAACCAAAUUGUAUGUCUCCAAUUUGGAUUAUGGAGUUUCAAAUGAUGAUAUGAAGCAACUUUUCUCAGAGGUUGGUGAACUCAAAAGGUGUUCAAUUCACUAUGACAGAAGUGGUCGCUCAAAGGGUACAGCAGAGGUAGUGUUUGCAAGGAAGGGUGAUGCUCUUGCAGCAAUGCAGAGAUAUGAUGGAGUCCAGCUUGAUGGUAAACCCAUGAAGAUAGAGCUUGUUGGUACAAAUUUGAACUUGCCUGUCUUGACUGGAACAUCUUCUGUAAGAGGACGUGGAGGUGCUAUGACAAGGGGAUUUUCAGGAGGUAUGAGACGAAGAGGUGGUGGUGGUGGCUGGAACCGUGGCCGCGGCCUUGGUUUUGGGCGUGGGCGUGGGCGUGGACGUGGGCGUGGAAGAGGUCGAGGCAGAGGCCGCAGAAGCCAAGUACCAGAGAAGUCUGUGGAGGAGCUUGAUAAAGAACUCGAAACCUAUCAUGCUGAAGCCAUGCAAACAUCAUAGAGGGUGUUGUUAUUAUUGAAGAUCCAGUUGCAAUCAAGCUUUUGUCAAAGAUGUUCCAAUCCUUUUGUUGAGAAUACUAACGAAGACAGGUGGUGGAGAGAAAGCUGCCAUUUUUGGUAUUUUUGUUCAUUCUAUAGGGGUUAUCCCUCCAGUUUAUGCUACCUAGGAUUUUUUUGGGGUCUUCUGAAACAUCUAUUGGUUCAAAUUGCUUUUGUCUGUGAGAUUUACUUCUGUAAUUACUGAACUUUCCAAGGGACAGAGAUAGUAGUUUAUCUGAAGAUGGGUGUGCCAUAGCGUGUAUCUAUACUGUCAUUCUUGUCAGUUAUUACCUGCACAUUUGAAAAUGUCCCAUACAGAUACAUGGUAUGAGAAAUUGCCUUGUAAGCUUUUAUCAAUAUGGAAGUGAAGAAUGGUAGUAACUAGGAAAUUGGAAGCAGUAAAGUUUUUUACCAAGAUUAGAUGCUUAGUGAUAAAUUAGUCAUUUCAAUUCUAAGUUGGCGAGAGAUUUCUUGUAUGGAUUGCAGAACCACUCUAUUCAAUUGAUACAUCACUCUCUAGCGCAGAUGUUCGUGUUUUUUACAUAUAGAUGUGCUAUUUCCAGCUUUACUUAGGACAAGCCUAACAACCUUUUGAUACCCAUCCUCAGUCACAGUGAAGAUUGCAAGAGAAUACACAUUUGUAACGAGACUUCCAAAUUUUAUUUAGUAAUGGCCUUGAAUUAUUUUAGAUGUGGAGCAGUAUUUGUAUUAUAAUGGAAGGUUUCACGUUCAUUAUU